UUGGUUUUUUACACGCAACUAUUUGAGUCUAGUCCUGAUCUCUGGCAGCGGGUAGUGUGGUAUCGCUGUUGCGGCCAGUCAUUAGUCCAGCACCCGCAUCGGGCCGCCUCAAUCUGUCUCAACCCGUGGUGCCUGCACCUGAUCAAAUUGGGACGAAAAGACGAAGGUCAGGAGUGUGAAUAAGUGAUUGAGCGAAAGGCGUGGUGAACGAGGAGGUACGUUGCCGCGGCUCCCUGCCUCUUUUUGUUUCUGCCUCUAAAAAUGGUGUCCUUGACCUUUGGUGAAGUGGUGGUGGACCGCCCCUCUCGUCGAUACAAUCUCGAAGACGAGGACGAUCCCGUGCCCAGACUGUACGAGCUAUUUUUUGAGGGACCGAAGGCCCAAACUUUACUUUUGGCAACCAAUGAGGUGGCUCUUGGGUUUUCCUCGCUAUAUUUCUUGACAGCGGGUCAAAAACCGGACGGCAAGAUCGUCGAGACCCUCAAAGAUGAGCAAUCCUCCUCUCGAGAUGUUUGUCACAUUUUUACCGUGACAAAAGGUCUAAUUGUGUGUCAUGCGCUCGAUGCCAAUCCUGACCUCAACUAUGUUAAUGACAUAGGCUCCAAGAUCCUGGAGCUGUUGGAGACCGAAGCACACAUCAUCAUUCUGGCCUCUGAUAGUUUGAGUAAUUUCAAGACUGUCGAUUUGGAGUUGGAUCGCCAAAGUGAUCUUCUAAGAAAGCUCGUGUCCGAUUCCUGGCAGGAGAGCACGUCCUGGAGUUCACCACCACCACCACCAUUGGAGAGCCCUAACAUGGUGUCGGGAAUUCCGGCGGCCCUCAUGACUUUUGCUCAGUUCAAGAAGAUUCCAUGCCUUAUCCUGAUUAACUACGUCGACUCUAAAACCUUGGACUCGAUUACACUUCAGGGCUUUAAGAAAGUGUUUGAAAUCCCAUUGCUCCAGUCGUUUAGCCCGACAAUCCCGCAAAAGAAUGUUGAAAAAAGGCUCAGAGAGCUAAUAUCGAAAGUAGAACAAGGUAAUUUGUAUAUCUGAUCUGGCCAAUCGUUCUGCUCGGAAAGAAAUAAACGAGAAUGGAUGAAAUUCGUUAUUUUUUAUUGCA
This is a messenger RNA of Tigriopus californicus, 1099 nucleotides long. RefSeq names its product proteasome assembly chaperone 1-like (gene PSMG1). Gene Ontology annotation, cellular component: endoplasmic reticulum. The transcript has 4 exons. Gene Ontology annotation, biological process: proteasome core complex assembly. The record is from RefSeq and is a predicted model, not a curated record. Gene Ontology annotation, molecular function: proteasome binding. Lineage: Eukaryota; Metazoa; Arthropoda; Copepoda; Harpacticoida; Harpacticidae. Bases 262 to 1032 code for a protein of 256 amino acids.